Ruditapes philippinarum (Manila clam) is the source of this 1187-nucleotide messenger RNA. RefSeq lists its product as uncharacterized. The transcript is spliced from 3 exons. The coding region runs from base 777 to 1187 and encodes 136 amino acids. NCBI's taxonomy places the organism in Eukaryota, Metazoa, Mollusca, Bivalvia, Venerida, Veneridae. Gene Ontology annotation, molecular function: protein binding. The record is from RefSeq and is a predicted model, not a curated record.
CAUUAAGUUAAGUCCUGUCAGGAGAGAUGGUUGAGCACCUGUGAUUUUUGACAGGUACAGAAACUGAAAACUGGGAGAUUUGAAAUUAAAUACAGGAAUAAGUUACUCGACAGACACUGCUCACCUUGAUUUGAUGAAAGGACGCUGGUUUGUAAUUAACGUGUUUCAGAAAAGAGAAAAAAACAGGUGGCUUGAAAAGGAAAUUGCAAUGUAGUAAAAACAUGCGGAUGAAUUAAUAGGAUUGCAUGUCUAUUCAAUAACCUUGUUAUACCUAGAGGUAACUUCAGAUUUUUGUGUAUAGGGAACAUUAUUGUGUGUUUAGGGAACAUAAGCCAAGCAUAUUUAAAGAUAAGUUGAAAGAAAUCGAGAGGAAAUUAAUGGUUACCUGUUGUCUGAUUAUGAUCAUGGAAAUAUUUGAUGUUUUAAUUGAUAACAAAAAGAUUUAUAAAUAAUGCUUAAAAGCUUAUGUUGGGAGAGUGAUUUGUAGUGGUGUGUUAAAAUUUUCAGUUGGAGAAUGAAAGAAAUGAUAACCUGUAUUAUUUAGAUAUCUCCAUGCUUACCUUGAUUGAAAUGUAAAAAUAAUGUUCAUUGUGGAGAAAUUAGAAGUAUAGAUAUUUACACAGAAUCAAAGUAAAAAUGUUGAAGUUUGGAGAAAUUUGGACUAAAUUUAAAGUGAAAUUUUUGGAUGAUUAAUGGGGAAUGAAAUAAUCUUGGAUAGAUAAUUUAAGGGGGAAAGUUGAUUUAUAUACUAUAGAAGCCUGUCAAGAAAGGAGAAAAUGUUAAAGUUUCGUAGAAGUGUUGGUAAAGUGGACAAUUCAGGGAGUGAGGGCAACAACAAUGAUGUUGUUAACAACAAUAACUGUAGCCCGGCUCCCAGUUUGGAUAAUAGGAAACUAGCAAUGGAUAAUAAAAAUUCCAGAUUUGGAUUUAACAUGAAUAAAGCAGUAAAUGAGUUUUCCAUGUCUCAAAAGAUCUAUACAGAUUGGGCGAACCACUAUUUGGAAAAAGCCCGAAGUAAACGUUACAUCUCAGAUCUACAACAAGAUGUCACUGAUGGUGUUCUGCUUGCUGAUGUCAUUGAGGCUGUCACUAAUGAGAAACUUCAGGAUAUAAAGACCAAGCCAAAAAACAGUGCACAAAUGGUAAGUCAUGACUUCUAUUUUUACAAGGGGAAUAACUCUUAUUAG